Messenger RNA from Diorhabda carinulata, 373 nucleotides. RefSeq names its product 28S ribosomal protein S21, mitochondrial (gene mRpS21). The coding region runs from base 68 to 331 and encodes 87 amino acids. Gene Ontology annotation, molecular function: structural constituent of ribosome. Gene Ontology annotation, biological process: translation. The record is from RefSeq and is a predicted model, not a curated record. Lineage: Eukaryota; Metazoa; Arthropoda; Insecta; Coleoptera; Chrysomelidae. The transcript is spliced from 2 exons. Gene Ontology annotation, cellular component: ribosome.
UAAAAAAGAAGAGAUUUUUAAGGUUAUAACUUCUAUUAUUGAAAAAGUUUCUAAAUUUUUCGUCAAAAUGAGACAUGCUAGUUUCAUAGCAAGAACGGUUUUUGUAAAAAACAAUGAUGUAGAAGCAGCUUGUAGAGUUUUAAAUAGAAUUUUAGGGCGUGAAGACAUUAUAGAUCAAUAUAGAAGAACGCGAUAUUUUGAAAAACCUUUCCAGUUCAGGAGAAGGAUAAACUUUGAAAGGUGUAAAUCUAUAUACAAUGAGGAUAUGGAUAGAAAAAUUCAAUUUGUAAUGAGAAAAAAUAGAACAGAUCCUUUUCCAGGAUGUGCUUGAACUAAUACUUAAUCGUAGUUAAUAAAUAUUAUUUAAAAUCAA